GGGAGGCAAAGCUGAUCCAGGUGUUGGGAGACACCUAUAGAACUGGAGUCACCCUGUGUGACUCUAGGGGCAGUGAGAACUCAUUGUUCCAUCCUGGCAAUGAAGGGUAUUUGAGAAUUGCUAUUCGAGAAGGGUAUUGAGAAUUGGUUCUCCUAUUCCAUUCACCCUUCUCCUUUGUCUCCACAGCAUCUCCAGGGCUGAGAACAGCCAUGAUCCCGCACCCAGGCACCUCCCCGUCUCUCGUCAUGCUGCUGCCCUUUCCCCAACCAACUCACGGCCCUGCACCCCAGCCACCCUGGGGGCAGCCCCCUCCGCCCCUCCUGAAUGUGGCAUUCCCUCCAGGCAGCCGCCUCGUACUGCCUGCUGCCAUCCCCAGUAUGCCUGUGGUGGCUGGAGAUGGUGGCUGCGGCCCCAAUGGGGCUGGGAAUGUCCACCUAUUACUCCAAUUGAGGACAGGAGGGCAGCCAGUGGAGCCUCUCCACUCUCAGACCUUGGUCUACAACCAAACCCGUAUCAGCCUGAAUGCCCCAGGUGGCCUCUGUGGGGCAGGGCAGAACCCUGCUCCCAUAGCAGUGCCUGGGUCUUCCCUACAGGCAACAGUGCCUGCACCUACCAUGGCGGGAACCCAGGCCAGUCAGGGGGGCUGGCCUCUGGGCCUCCCUCCUCCAGCUCCACCACCAGCUGCCCAGCUGGCCCCGAUGGUCUUCCCAGUAAACAACAGGCCACCAUCACAAGGGGCAGACAGGGAGCGCAUCCUGCCUACUCCCAAGGCCCAAGCCUCACCAGACGACCCCUGCAGCUCCACCAGCGUCUACGAGAACUUCCGGCGCUGGCAGCACUUCAAGGCCCUGGCCCGGAGGCUCCUGCCCCAGAGCCCUGACACAGAAGCUCUGUCCUGCUUCCUCAUCCCCGUGCUGCGGACCCUGGCCCAGCGGAGGCCCACCAUGCCGCUGGAGGAGGGCCUGCGGUUUGCCUUGCGCGAAUGGCAGCACAAGAGCAACUUCGACCGCAUGAUCUUCUACGAGAUGGCAGAAAAGUUCAUGGAGUUUGAGGAAGAGGAGGAGAUGCAGAUGCAGAAGCUGGAGUGGAUGAAGGGGAAACCUUGCCAGCCCACACUGGUCUCACCAGCACUGCUUCCUCAAGGGCCCCCAGCCCCUGUGGCUGUCCAGCAGCCAGGGUGUGCCGCCAGGAAGGCCAGCUCCAAGGCCCUGCCUGCCUGUCCAGUGCCACCCAGACACCAGGGGCCUCAGGACAAGACACCCAAGGAGAUCCCACCAGAGGCCGUGAAGGAGUACAUGGAAAUCAUGGACACGUUGCUGGGGCCAACACCCUUGUCCUUGGAGCCUCCCGAUGGCCACCCAGAAGAGGACACAGAUGAAGGUUUCCUGGAGAAUGAGGGGUCAUACCCGGACCCGGAAAUGCUGUCCUACAUUGACCAUCUAUGCUCCCAGGUGGAUUUUGUCACCAAGGCGGAGGCCAUCAUUCACCCCAGAUUCCUGGAAGAACUGCUUUCCCCAGAUCCACAGCUGGAUCUCACGGCCCUGUCCAAGGAGCUGGAGAAGGAGGAAGGGCUGACUGCUGGCCAGGUGAUGGCGAAGCACUGCUCCUUGAAAGAAGAUGGGGCCAUUGGGGCAACCCCCAGUCAUGGUGUGCGCCUACUGCACCCCAGCAAUUCUGAAUCUGGACCCCAACAAAGUGCACAGAGUGACAACCAGGGCCCUCGCCUUGGGGCCAGAGCUGAGUGCUUCUCCGGGUCGAUGUCUUCCCAAGACCUGCAGAGACAUGUUGUCCCAGACACCCCCCUGUGCAGGCCUGAGGUUAAUGCUGUCUUUAGUGGACAUCGGGAGUGUCCCUCACUGGGGGCCACCAAAGAUGCCAGGAGUUUCAGAGGAGGACCCUCUGUUGGGGGCCCGCACGCACCACUGGACAACUCCAGUGAGAACGAGGAGGAACUUCCCAGUCUCUCCUUCCUCCUGGCCUCCCAGCACCACCUGCUGCCCUUGGGCUUUGCACGGAGCGAGGCCUCUGCUGAAGACCUGCCCUGCCUUGGAGCUGGGAAUCCUUGCAGAGCACCAAAACCCCUGUCUACCCAUGGAAGGGACCCUAGGGGACCCCUCCCACAUGCUGCAAAGUCCAGGAAGCAAGCUCUGCAGGGAGGCCAGGGCCCUGCAAAAAAGAAGCCCUGCCCAGUGCCUCAGCUCAGGGCUUCGGGAGGGCAGGCCCAGGCUCUGGGCUCUGUGGGAAACUCCCAGACUCAGAAGAGGAAAUGUGACCACUUGGUCACCAGGAGGAGGAAGAAGCACCAUUCAGCCCACUAGGUGGCGCCAGGGCUCUGGGAGCAGCUCCUCCAGGUGCAGCCUGAAGCACAUGGACCCUAACUCUGCCCUGCACCCAAAGUGCUGACCCUGCUGUUCCUCACCACAAGAGGGCGACUCUAGGAGCCCCGGGUGGAGGGACCUGGGGCAAGAGUGUGGAAUCAUCCCUUUGGGACUUUGUUUGUGUAAAUAAAGGAAGUUACAUUGGAAAUCGUCUCUGUUCUGCUGCCCUCUGUCCUGGCGUCAGUGGGGAGAGGACGGUGAGGCAAGACAGACGGGGAUGCCUGCUCAUGGCUGCACAGGGGCCUGACCGAUGUCUCCCGACGGGUUUACACGCUUCCUUCCCUGGCUGCCCGUGCCCCGCACCAUCACCGCCCACACGAGCCCUCAUUUGCUCUGGGUCCUCCGGAGCCCCGCUGUCCUUUGUGUCCUAUAAAUGUCUUCCUGGGAGCUGCUUCUGAGCUGUCAGACGAGGGCCCCAGGAGCAGAGUUCGAGAACUGAGCCUGGAGUGGGCACCCUCCCGAGGGGGCUCCUUUCUGCUCCCCUGAAGUAGGCUCCUGGCAGGCCUGGUCCCUCCUCAUUGUGGGUCUGGGGAAGUGGAAAGUGCUGGCUUUGGGAAAAGAGGCUGCGGCAUCUCGGGAAAUGGAGGCUGACAAACUGAGCAGCACUGAUGGCCGCCAAAGCCAAGGGCUGUGCUUUCUCAUUCACCAGGGGGGACUGCUCACAGGGGGACCUCAGCACUGCAGGAGGUCCUCGACGGCUCUGUGCCCUGGGCAGCACUGGGGGUGGCCCUCACUGGUCCUAACAGGCGGACCCAUGCUGUCCCAGCGGCCUGGAAAAGGGCGGGCCAGCACGAGUCUGCUCAUCAGUCGACCACAGGCACAGGUCUGGCAGACAAGAGAAGGGCUGGCUCCUGGGACACACGGGGGCAGCUGAGGCCCUGGGCAGCCCCUGCAGUUUCUGUGAAGGCAUCCUGGGCUGGGAGGAAAGAACCUGGGCGGCCUCACAGGGGCUCUCAGGACCUGACUCCUACCCUAGACAGGCUCUGCAGUGUCCCCAGACCAGCUCGGCCCUGUGAAGGACCUCAAAAGCCACUAACUAAGCUCUGUUCCCUGACACCAGCACGGGUGCCUUGUGUGCAAGCCUCUCACUAACUUCAGACAAACAUUCAUGACUAAGGCUGCCCUGGGCUGGCUCUCAUUCCCCCCAUCUCAGUCUCCCGAAGGACGA
Oryctolagus cuniculus (rabbit) is the source of this 3546-nucleotide messenger RNA. Lineage: Eukaryota; Metazoa; Chordata; Mammalia; Lagomorpha; Leporidae. The record is from RefSeq and is a predicted model, not a curated record.